Molecule: messenger RNA, 1216 nt
Organism: Daldinia vernicosa
Lineage: Eukaryota; Fungi; Ascomycota; Sordariomycetes; Xylariales; Hypoxylaceae
Product: alcohol dehydrogenase
Exons: 2
Coding region: 1-1029 (342 amino acids)
Molecular function (GO): oxidoreductase activity; zinc ion binding
Source: RefSeq, a predicted model, not a curated record
AUGGCGGACUCGUUACCAAAGACCUUCAAGGCCGGUGUCCUGACGGGGAAAAACGUGCCCAUCGAAUUCCAGGACAGAGAGCUGAAGCUCCCGGGUCCCGGCCAGGUGCUCGUCAAAAUACUCGCUUGCGGAGUGUGCUUCUCGGACGUCUGCGCGCAACGCGGCGAGUACGGCGACGACGUGUAUCCACGCGUACCGGGGCACGAGCUCGUUGGCGAUGUUGUUGCUAUCGGCAGCAACGUGACGAGGUUUAAGGGUGGAGAGCGAGUGGGUGGGCCAUGGCAUGGAGGCCACGACUGGACAUGCCGCCAGUGCGCUCGCGGCCAAUUCCAAAUGUGCGAUAACCAGGAAAUCAACGGCGUUAGCAGAGACGGCGGAUAUGCCGAGUACACGCUCCUUCGAGAAGAAGCCGUCGUGCGCGUGCCCUCGGACGUAGACCCAGCAGAAACCGCACCAUUGCUCUGCGCCGGCGUCACCGUCUUCAACUCGAUGCGUAAGAUGCACGUGGAGCACGGCAACAUGGUAGCGGUCCAGGGCGUCGGCGGCCUGGGGCACUUGGCCGUGCAGUACGCGAACAAGAUGGGGUACCACGUCGUGGCCAUCAGCUCCGGCGACGCGAAGCGCCUGUUCGCAGAGCAGCUCGGCGCGCACAGCUACAUCGACGCGAGCAAAGAGGACCCGGUUUCGGCGCUGCAAGCACUAGGGGGCGCGGCGAUGAUCGUGUCCACGGCGCCCAACGCAGCUGCCAUCAGCCCGCUAGUCGGCGGGCUGCAGGCCGGCGGGAAGCUGCUGGUGCUGGGCCCGCCGCACGAUCCCGUGCCGUUCAACACGCUGCUGAUGAAUCUGAAGAGCUUGUCCGUGCACGGUUGGUCGAACGGACACGCGCUGGAUUCCGAGGAGGCGAUCCGGUUCUCCGUCGAUCAUGGUGUGAAGUGCUGGGUUGAGAAGUAUCCGCUUGCGGAGGCGGCGAAGGCGAUGGAGUCGUGUGCGGCGAAUAAGGCCCGCUUUAGGGGCGUGUUGAUUCCGUGAGAGGGGAGAUGCGUAUUGUGAGUAUUGAAUACCGUGGUGGGAAAAUUAUCGUGUUUAAAGAAAAGUUAACUAUUGGUUGUGGAAUUAUUAACUAGGUACCUACCUUAGGUACCUAGUGAGAUGUAAAGGUUUAAGUUAGGCACGGUACGAUACGAUACUCCAUUCAUAAUAACAACUAUAUAACAAC